This is a messenger RNA of Lolium rigidum, 1533 nucleotides long. Its product is annotated as F-box/FBD/LRR-repeat protein At1g13570-like. Lineage: Eukaryota; Viridiplantae; Streptophyta; Magnoliopsida; Poales; Poaceae. Gene Ontology annotation, molecular function: protein binding. The transcript is spliced from 4 exons. Bases 1 to 1296 code for a protein of 431 amino acids. The record is from RefSeq and is a predicted model, not a curated record.
AUGCCACCACGGCGGCUCUCUGCUAAGAGGCGCCGGUGCCGGGCGACUGAGGCCGCUGCGGCGGAGGCGGACGCCCUGAUUUCCCUCCCCCCAGGUGUCCUCGACGACAUCCUCACGCGCGUCGGCAUCCGCGACGCCGUCCGCACGUCGGUGCUCUCCCGCGCCUGGCGACGCCGAUGGGAGGCGCUCUCGUCCCUCGACCUCAACUUUCCCAGCCUCGGAUACGACAAGUGCCCGCCGGAGGCGCUGGGGGCCGUCGAUUGCAUCCUCCUCCGCUUCCCCGGCAGUGUCCGGCGCUUCUGCGCGAAUCUCGACAAUGCCUACGCGGGCCGCAUCCACGACUGGCUCCGCGUCCUCUCCCGCCGGGGUAUUGAGAUCCUGGAUCUCAAAUUUGGCUAUGGCUUCGCCCUUCCCCCUUCCGUCUUCUCCUGCAGCCGGCUCACCUCGCUCACUCUCAGGAGCUGCGCCAUCCCGCUCCUACCCGUAGGUUUCGUGGCAUUCCCGGAGCUAAGGAGAUUGACUCUCGUAUACGUCCAGUUACAAGAAUACGGGGGGUACCAACUUGAGGAGAUCAUAGAUACAUCCCCCUUGCUUGAGUAUCUAAGUCUUAUUAGUGUUCUCAUCCGUGGCGACUAUAUCCGAAAAUGGGUGAUUCGGGCACCCAAUCUCAGGCACUUACAAGCUUGUUCGGACUAUGAUGAUGAUGGCUGGAUCCUUAAGAAGUUGACAUCCCUGCGUUGCGCCGAAAUCGCCUUCACCGUCUUUCUUGUUCACCGCAAUUUCGCCAAGUUUCUUUCGGGUCUUGUUCAAGUUACAGAGCUUUCGGUCGCUACGGGCUAUAUACCGUCAAGUGCUAAGAUGCCAGAGAUUCUAUGCACCUUUCACAACUUGAAGAGCUUGAAGUUAAAGGUGCAUUUCUAUAAACAACACCCUAUCAUGUUAACCUUAUACUUAUUAAAGAGUGCCCCAAAUCUUGAAGAACUCAAACUAAAGAUCUAUGAUGAGGAGGAGCUUGAAUUUGAAGCAAAUGGAGAGUUUCUGAAUGCAUUAUGGGCUGAUGGCAUGUGUGCCAACCUUCAGGUUGUGCAGAUGAGCGGUAUUCGUUGGCUUCCAAAUGAAAUGUCUUUUAUAGAGCUCAUUCUCUCCAAAGCAAGGCGUCUUCAUACAUUAUCGAUUAGUCACAGUGAGGAAAUUGUGAUGUGUAACGAGGAUGCUCUAAAUGAAUUACUCAGAUACAGAAGAGCUUCAACUGAAGCUCAAGUCCUAUUUAAAGGGAAAACUGAAGACUACUAUUAGGUCAGAGACGGAUUUCGGGGCAUUGCAGGAAACAUGUGGACUAUGAGUGAGUUCACCUUCUACGAAAUGGUUCUACCGGCAUAGAAAUGCAGCAUGCAGAGAAUGGCUUCUCAAGAAACUACAUCUUGAGAUUAAAAGGCUUGUUGUUAUUACUAUUACUUUUGUGAGACAUGUGUGAUUUGACCUUCUAGACCGCCACAUGGGUGGUUCGUGGCCCUGAUUUGCCAACUUUGUUGU